Messenger RNA from Leptosomus discolor (cuckoo roller), 352 nucleotides. The record is from RefSeq and is a predicted model, not a curated record. NCBI's taxonomy places the organism in Eukaryota, Metazoa, Chordata, Aves, Leptosomiformes, Leptosomidae.
CUUUUUUUGGGAAAUACCUCAAUGAAUACAAUGGCAGCUACAUCCCUCCCGGGUGGAGAGAGUGGGUUGGAUUAGUGAAGAACUCCCGCUUCUAUAAUUACACCAUUUCUCGCAAUGGUAACAAAGAGAAGCAUGGAUUUGAUUAUGCGAAGGACUACUUCACAGACCUAAUCACUAAUGAGAGCAUUAAUUACUUCAGAAUGUCUAAGAGGAUAUAUCCCCAUAGGCCCAUAAUGAUGGUCAUCAGCCACGCUGCACCCCAUGGCCCCGAGGAUUCGGCACCGCAGUUCUCAGAGCUCUAUCCCAAUGCUUCACAGCAUAUGUAAGUCAAAAUUACACCCUGCCAGACCUG